Molecule: messenger RNA, 578 nt
Organism: Hibiscus syriacus
Lineage: Eukaryota; Viridiplantae; Streptophyta; Magnoliopsida; Malvales; Malvaceae
Exons: 2
Coding region: 31-441 (136 amino acids)
Source: RefSeq, a predicted model, not a curated record
CAUACGUAAACCUAGCCGAGCUAACAACAAAUGGCUGCUCCUACAGCCACAACUGUCGUGCUUGAAAAUCAGAGUGGCGACACUGCAAUAUUGGUUUCGUCCACCUACGAAGGCGCUCCUAGCGUGAUUAAGAGUGGUGAACAACCCGUUGUAUUCGACCAGAAUACAGAGCUCAAUACUUACGGAUCGGUGAUGUAUGCUAUCGGAAAAAUAGCCACAUGGAUCGUUGUUUGGACCGCUAAUAAUCAAGUCGCUACCUGGAUUCUUCCGGCGGGUACCUCUGCUGUUUGGACAGAUAUUUGGAACAAGAUUCAACCCGACAAUGCGAAUGAUUCGUACACCACAAGCUACGGUUGGAUGUACGAAUCAGAUGCACACAUCAAAUCAAAUGGUGAUGCUCAAGAUUUAACCGCCGGGAUCUCUGUUAUUCCACCAAAUUAAGCUAGCUUUGCUUUGCUUAAUUACCCUUUGCAAUCCCUAGUGUGAAGGUGAGGCUGUCAAAACUAAAAUAAACAAGUAUUUGCUUACGCUAUGCAUUACUAUUUUACUUUUUUAUAAUAAAUUUGACAGCCAGCAAU